GUAGCCUAACCAAAGACAGAGAGAAAAUACAGACUGCUGAGGAGAUUCGAGAAGGAGGCACCGGAGGAUCCUGGCGCCGUUUUGAAUGGACAAUAGAUUCACUCUUUGCUUGUCGAGUCUCAGCUGCUAAGGUGUCAGGUGUGUGUCUGUAGCCACACAGAUCUCCAGCUCUUCUACUCAUCACACACCCACCUACAACAUGGCAGGGGCUUCAGUGAAGGUGGCAGUGAGGGUCCGUCCCUUCAACUCCAGGGAGAUCGGGAAAGAAAGCAAAUGCAUCAUCCAGAUGUCGGGAAACACUACGACCAUCCUGAACCCAAAACAGCCAAAAGAAAACAAGAGCUUCAAUUUUGACUUUUCUUACUGGUCACAUACCACGCCUGAGGACAUCAACUAUGCAUCCCAGAUGCAGGUGUACAAGGACAUUGGAGAGGAGAUGCUGCUCCAUGCCUUUGAAGGUUACAACGUGUGCAUAUUUGCAUACGGCCAGACGGGAGCAGGCAAAAGCUACACCAUGAUGGGCCGACAGGAAAAAGACCAACAGGGGAUCAUACCUCUGCUAUGUGAAGACCUUUUCACCAAGAUCAAUGACAGCAAUAAUGACAACAGCAAGUCUUACUCUGUGGAGGUGAGUUACAUGGAGAUCUACUGUGAGCGUGUGCGGGACCUGCUGAAUCCCAAAAACAAGGGAAACCUGCGUGUCAGAGAACACCCAUUGUUGGGUCCCUAUGUGGAAGAUCUGUCCAAACUGGCUGUCACCUCCUAUAAUGACAUUCAGGACCUGAUGGAUUCUGGAAACAAGGCCAGAACUGUGGCUGCCACCAACAUGAAUGAGACCAGCAGCCGCUCUCAUGCUGUCUUCAACAUCAUCUUCACACAGAAGAAACAUGACAUGGAGACAGACAACACAUCAGAAAAGGUGAGUAAGAUCAGUCUGGUGGACUUGGCUGGCAGUGAGAGGGCCGAUUCAACCGGAGCCAAAGGAACCAGGCUGAAAGAAGGAGCAAACAUCAACAAAUCUCUGACUACACUGGGGAAAGUUAUUUCUGCUCUAGCUGAACUGGACUCUGCUCCAAACAAGAAUAAGAAAAAGAAGAAGGUGGAGAGUUUCAUUCCCUACAGAGAUUCAGUUCUGACUUGGCUGCUGAGGGAGAACUUAGGUGGAAACUCUCGUACAGCCAUGGUGGCCGCUCUCAGCCCUGCAGAUAUUAACUACGAUGAAACCCUCAGUACUCUCCGGUAUGCUGAUCGCGCUAAACAGAUCCGCUGCAACGCUGUGAUCAACGAAGACCCCAACAACCGGCUGGUGCGUGAGCUGAAAGAGGAAGUGGCUCGUCUCAAAGACCUGCUUUAUGCACAGGGACUGGGAGACAUCAUAGAAAACCUGUGCGAUUACAAGAACUUUGUCAAUAAUCGCCAGGCUGUCAAUCAAAGGGGUGAUCUCUCCACAGUGACCAACGCCAUGACAGGAAUGAGUCCCUCCCCCUCGCUCUCUGCUCUGUCCAGUCGUGCUGGCUCCAUCAGCAACCUUCAUGAUCGCAUCUUCAGCCCCGCCAGUGAGGAGGCAAUUGAAAGGCUGAAGGAAACAGAGAAAAUUAUUGCAGAACUGAAUGAAACAUGGGAAGAGAAGCUACGUCGUACUGAGGCCAUUCGGAUGGAAAGAGAGGCCCUGCUGGCUGAGAUGGGUGUUGCCAUGAGAGAGGAUGGCGGUACUGUGGGUGUCUUCUCCCCUAAAAAGACCCCUCAUCUUGUGAACCUCAAUGAGGACCCGCUGAUGUCUGAGUGUCUUUUGUAUUACAUCAAAGAUGGUAUUACCAAGGUUGGCCGUGAAAAUGCCAAGACUCGCCAAGACAUUGUUCUCAGCGGUCAUUUCAUUAAAGAUGAACAUUGCACCUUCAGCAGCACCACUGGGCCUCAGGGAGAAGGAUGUGUUAUCCUUGAGCCAUGUGAGGGAGCAGAAACCUAUGUCAAUGGGAAGAGAGUAACCUCACCCAUUGUUCUUCGGUCUGGGAACCGCAUCAUCAUGGGCAAGAGCCACGUGUUUCGCUUUAACGACCCAGAGCAGGCUCGCAUGGAGCGGGAAAGGACGCCAUGUGCGGAGACGCCUGUGGAGCCUGUGGACUGGGCGUUUGCUCAGAGGGAGCUGCUGGAGAAACAAGGCAUCGACAUGAAGCAGGAGAUGGAACAGAGGCUGCAGGAGCUUGAAGAUCAGUACCGUAAAGAAAGAGAAGAAGCCAGUAACCUGCUCGAACAGCAGAGGCUUGACUAUGAGAGUAAACUGGAGGCCCUUCAAAGACAAGUGGACUCUCGAUACCUGGAGUCACCCGAGGAAGAGGAUGAGCCUGAGGAGGAAGUGCCGUGGACAGAGCGUGAGACUGAGCUGGCAUUGUGGGCUUUCAGAAAGUGGCGUUUCUACCAGUUCACUUCCCUCAGGGAUCUGCUCUGGGGCAAUGCCAUCUUCCUCAAGGAGGCCAAUGCUAUUAGUGUGGAGCUGAAGAAGAAGGUGCAGUUCCAGUUUGUCCUGUUGACAGACACUCUGUACUCUCCACUGCCUCCCGACCUGCUGCCACCCAGUGCGGCUAAAGAGCGGGAGAAACGGCCUUUCCCUCAAACAAUAGUCGCUGUUGAAGUACAAGAUCAAAAGAAUGGAGCCACACAUUAUUGGACUCUGGAAAAACUAAGGCAAAGGCUGGACCUAAUGAGAGAGAUGUAUGACCGUGCUGCAGAGCUGCCCAGCAGUGCUGUGGAGGACUGCGACCAUGCCCUGACAGGAGGUGACCCCUUCUAUGACCGCUUUCCCUGGUUCCGUUUGGUUGGCAGGGCUUUUGUGUACCUGAGUAACCUGCUGUACCCAGUGCCCCUGGUGCACCGCGUGGCCAUCGUCAGUGAGAAGGGAGAAGUUAAAGGCUUCCUCAGAGUGGCUGUGCAGGCCAUCUCUGCUGAUGAGGAGGCUCCUGAUUAUGGCUCUGGAGUGAGGCAGUCAGGCACUGCCAAGAUCUCCUUUGAAGACAAACAGUUUGAGAAGUUCCAGACUGAGUCGUGUCAAGGUGGUUUGUCACACUCCAACACCUCCCAGGAAGAUCUGCGAAUUGUGGAGGGAGAGGGACAAAAUGUUGAGAUUGGAAUCUCUGCAGAUGAAGUCAACAACAACACCUGUGCAGCUACACUGGAGGUUCCUUCCAGCCCUUUAAAGAGUUUAGGUCUUGGUCUGGACCUCCCUCUGGAGCUGUCUCCAGAGAAAGCUCUUUCCCACCUGAAGAUUGGCAGCACCUUCACAUUCAGAGUCACAGUCUUACAGGUUUCCAGCAUCUCAGCUGAAUACGCUGACAUCUUCUGCCAGUUUAACUUUAUUCACCGUCACGAUGAAGCUUUCUCCACUGAGCCUCUGAAGAACACUGGCAGAGGACCUCCACUGGGCUUCUAUCAUGUACAAAAUAUCACUGUGGAAGUAACCAAGUCCUUCACGGAGUACAUAAAGACUCAGCCCAUCGUCUUUGAAGUGUUCGGACACUAUCAGAAACAGCCUUUCCCCCUGCUCUGCAAAGAUUUGAUCAGCCCACUCAGACCCUCCAGGAGGCAGUUCCCACGUGUGAUGCCUUUAUCCAAACCAGUGCCAGCCACCAAGCUGAACACCCUGACUCGCUCCACCGCAGGACCUUGUCAUGCCAAAUACGACCUCAUGGCCUUCUUUGAGAUCUGCGAGCUGGAGGCUAAUGGAGACUACAUCCCAGCUGUUGUUGACCACAGAGGUGGGAUGCCGUGCCACGGGACAUUCCUCUUACAUCAGGGCAUUCAGAGGAGGAUCACAGUUACAAUUGCUCAUGAAACAGGAAAUGAUAUUGAGUGGAAAGAGGUGAAGGAGCUCGUUAUUGGUCGGAUUCGAAACACUCCAGAGGCUGAUGAGACUAUCAUAGAUCCCAACAUCCUUUCUCUCAACAUCCUGUCCUCUGGAUACUUCUGGCCAAAACAUGAUGACAACGUCUCCUUGGGAGUUGAUCAUAGAACCUUCUACCGAUUCGAGGCAGCGUGGGACAGCUCCAUGCACAACUCUCUGCUUCUAAACAGAGUCACUCCGUAUGGGGAGAAGAUCUACAUUACCCUCUCUGCUUACCUAGAGAUGGAGAACUGUACUCAGCCAACAGUUAUCACCAAAGAUUUCUGCAUGGUGUUUUACUCCCGUGACACAAAGCUACCAGCUUCCCGCUCCAUCAGAAACCUCUUCAGCACCGGUUGCCUCCGGCCGUCAGAAAGUAACCGUGUGACCGGAGUUUAUGAACUUACUCUCUGCCAUGUUGCAGACAACGGGAGUCCAGGCAUGCAGCGCCGUCGCAGGCGUGUGCUCGACACCUCUGUGGCAUAUGUGCGAGGAGAGGAAAACCUGGCGGGAUGGAGGCCUCGCAGUGACAGCCUCAUCCUGGAUCACCAGUGGGAGCUGGAGAAACUCAGCUUACUGCAGGAGGUGGAGAAGACCAGACAUUACCUGCUGCUGAGGGAGAAGCUGGAGGCAACUCUGCAGGCUGGACAGGAAGCGCUCUACAAGGGCAGUAACAUCAGUGACUUUGCAAAAAGCCCUGUCUUCAUCCACAGUAUGGACAGCAGCUCCACCCCUGACAGCCCCAGCCAGAGGCAGAGGGAGCUGGCUGCUAAGUGUCUGCGUCUGCUGAUGCACACCUUCAACAGAGAGUACAGCCAGGUGAGCAGCAGUGCCAGUGAGAGCAAGCUUUCUGAGAUGUCUGCAUCACUAAUGAGAGAAUCAUCAUCGUCUGGACUGAGCACGCUCACUCCUUCUUCUACCUGCCCCUCGUUGAUUGAUGGACAUUACGACAUGAGAUUCACUGAUCCUAGUUCUGGAGCAUCCACACCAGACCUGGACCCAUACAGUCCUGUGGACAGAAAGAAAGCUCUCAAAGGAUGCACCUUUGUUCCAGACAUACAGGAGAUUCGUGUCAGCCCCAUUGUGUCAAAGAAAGGCUAUCUGCACUUCCUAGAGCCUCACACCAGUGGCUGGGUGAGGCGUUUCGUGGUGGUGCGCAGGCCCUAUGUGUACCUGUACCGCAGUGAGCGGGACAGCGUGGAGAGAGCUGUGAUCAACCUAUCAUCUGCUAAGGUGGAAUACAGUGAAGACAAACAGACGUUACUGCGGACUCCAAACACAUUUGCUGUGUGCACUGAGCAUCGUGGGAUACUGCUGCAGGCUACCAAUGACAAAGAGAUGCAUGACUGGCUAUAUGCUUUUAACCCUCUGUUGGCUGGGACUAUCAGGUCAAAGCUCUCCAGACGAAAGUCAGUCCAGUCGGUCCCGUCUGCUCAGAGGAUGUGAGAGAUGAACCAGUCUGGUGGAAAACAACAAACAAUCCAAUCUAAAAGCUCAGCUCAUCAUCUUGCUCUGAUGAACACAAACCAUAUUAACAAAGAUAUCCUUCCAUGUGAUGACUGCCCCGAUCGCUCCUUUGAGAACCCACCAAAACCCAUCCUUUGUCUGGUUUUGCAGUCAACUCCUCAAACCCUGCAUGGUGUGCUCCCUUCUGACCUUUAGAUGAAUUCAUAGGAAAAAAUGACCAUUUAAUCCUGAUCAUAAACUUCCUUCUGCUGGGCAUUGGGACUAGUUCUGAUUAGUUUUCAUAUACAUGUAGGAAUUAUCUGUUAGGCUACCAGUUUCCUGUAAAAAGACAGUAUGUGGCCAGUCCCUCCUUUAUCUAUCAUCACUGAAACAAACAUAAAAAAUAAAACAAAACCGUAGUAAACCAAACACUAACCAUUAUUUGCAUCAAGAGAAGGACAAAGAGAAAAACAUCAAAAUGGCUGUUUCUCUUCCUAGAUCUGUGUUAAGUGCAGGUAUGAUAGCUCCAUAUGCAUUUACCUUAUAUAUACUGUACAUUACCUCAGUUUGGAUUGGCUUGGUGCUCUCUAGUGUAUUAUUUCACUGCAGAGGUUUCAGAUAGCAAAGAGAUGAAUUGCGGUUAGUCAUCAUUCUAACUCAGAAGUAGCAUAAAAAGCUGUUUGUUAGGAAAAAAUUGUAAGCUGUUGUUCCUUUGUUAUUUUUUUUUAAACUAGUUUAAUGAAAACUGAGUUUAUUGGCUUGACUAAGGCAAAAUUAUUCACUAUAUGGAGAGAAAAAUGUCCUUGUCUUGUGCUUAUUGUGUUUUGUUGACUUGUAGGUAUAACCACAAAGGGAAGUUUAUCUUUGCUAUUAUAAGUUUUCUGCACUGUUAUUUAUUUGUGACAAGACUAACAGUUUUGUUGCAUGGCACUUUAAUGUCUUUAUAUAUUAUUUACUGUUUUAACCAAAGCACUGUUUUCCUUUUUUGAUUGUUUUUCAUAGUCUUUUAUUGUGCAGUUGUGUUAACAGGCAAUUCAAAAGAAUAACUUAGAUUUAAACAAGUAAUUUAAUAAAUUCCCAACAAACUGGAAAAAUUGAGCUAUGGUAUUUUAUAUGACAAACUGUUUUAAUUGUAUAUCCAACAAGCACUUAUUCUGUUGGCGAUGCUCCAACAGAGUUACUAGACUACAUCGAAUGAGUUCACUGUUUCUUGUAGCGCGAUAAAGUUGACCUGUGGACCUGUAAACGGUUGAGGGCAGUUGCUUUGAGUGAAUAAGAGCGUUGUUCAUGCACCAGAUAGUGCCUCCCUUUCUUCACCUUUUUUUUCUUUAAGCCCACCUUCAACAUCUUAAACACUGAUGCUAAAGUUAGUUUUAAGUGUCCAAGAUUAAAAUUUUUAGAUAGAGUAAAAUUAACAGCUAUUGAUUUUUUUCUGAUUUGACGAUCUGUCUUUUUUUGUAGAGUGACUAUUAUCAGCAAUCCUCUAUAUUGUGUAAUUGCCUGUAGCAGCACAGUACAGCAUAUAUCUCACUGUAAAUGUUGCCUUUAUGAGCAGAGUCCCUCAUAGCUUUUGUACUGUAGCUACUUGACAUUUUACUGCCUGAUGCUUGUGUCAGAACCCAGUAGCGUAUGAUUAGCACAGUGUUGUGGCUGUCAUGUCCAUGGAUGAUUUAUUGUUGCUUUUAUCUGUCUACAUUGUACCAAGAUGGCCCUAAAUGUUACUUUUAGCUCAGUCAGUAGGAAGAUAGUGUUAAGUGAAGAAAAAUAAAAUAAUAAUUAAAAAAAAAAAAAAACAUUAUAAUUUUGGGUCCCAUAUAUAUUAAGGUGGAUGCUAUGAAGCCUCUUCCAGAGGAAAAAGCUAUAACAGACACGGUCAGCCAGCCAGUCUGCCUUUCUAGUUUUUUCUUUUUUUUUCCUGUUAUGACUUGUUAUGACCAGUUAGUUGACAAACCUGACUUACAGUCAGUAAACAGAAAGGUUUAAGGGCUCUGUGUGCCACAGGCCAGCCAACCUGUUGAGCAGUGCAGCCUAACACAGUAAAAGUAUGUCUAAAUGCUAACUCGGUUAGCUACUGUAACAACUGUCACUGGUUACCGUUAUUUUAAAGAAUAGGAUAUAUUGUGAUUAUUUGUUUCUAAAAGGUUGUGGGUCAUCUUGGUAUAAGUUCCUCUUUUUGUUGUUGUCGUUUUUGAAAAACUCUUAUAGAUACGUCAUUGUAUACUGUGUUGUCUGCUGGUACAGAAGACAAAUGGAAAGUUUUAUUUAUGAAAUUUUGCAGCAUACAUUAUGUUCUGUAACUCUAUUGCACUUAUGCACAAAGCAUCUUUAUUUCAAAUGAUUUUAUAAGCUGAUGUUUUUAAAAUAUAAUAAUCUUAUGGCCCUGUUUUUUCAGGAAAGGAGAAUCAAAGCAGCUUUGUCUGAACAGUCAAAGUGCCACCACUGUCAUUGCAUUGACCAGUUUUAGUUUACAAAUGGCAUAUGACUUGCAAUGCCUCUUGUCCCAGUAGUUCAAGGAUGUUAUAAUAAAAACACAUGGCAAGUCAGUUUUAGCGUGCUGGCCAGUAUUUGUUGAAAGGUACAUGGUUGAUUGUUUUAUAUUUGGCUUACUUUUAAAUGUCAUAGCUGUGGAUCAAAGCAUGCAGGUCCACACAUUUUCUGCUGAACCUUGUCCCUCUCUCCUGCCUUACCGCUUGCUAAUGACGACAGCUUUCCACUCCUGAAGUGCUGCUUGUAAAGUAUUGUCAUUCAUGAUCCUUGUAAUUAUUAACUGGACACCUUCCUCUUGGUUCUGUCUUGUAUAUAAAUGGAGAUGUCUGUGUUGGUCUUAUCACACAGAUAUUAAAACUCUCUUUUCCUCUGUAUACCAUUAUAAUUAAGAAAAACUGACCUGCUGCUUUGUCAAGUGUCUCCAGAAUGUGGUGAGCGCAGAUCAGGGAUCAUCUUUGCACAUCUUAGUGUGCAUGAGGUCUUUAUGUUGGACCAUAGGACGAAUCCUGGUUUGUACUGCUUGACUGAAGCAAACAGGUGUCAACAUGUGAUUAAAUCUUAAUCUCAAUGCUCACAUUUAUCUUUUGAGUGUUCUGGAGUUCUUUCUCAUGUCUGUGGACACAUAACAGAAGUUGUCAAGAAAAAAAUAAGGUGAAUAAAUAAAUGAGUGUUGAAACUU
Messenger RNA from Melanotaenia boesemani (Boeseman's rainbowfish), 8486 nucleotides. It is a transcript of the gene kif1ab, whose product is annotated as kinesin family member 1Ab. Gene Ontology annotation, molecular function: ATP hydrolysis activity; ATP binding; plus-end-directed microtubule motor activity. The coding region runs from base 200 to 5320 and encodes 1706 amino acids. The transcript has 48 exons. The record is from RefSeq and is a predicted model, not a curated record. Gene Ontology annotation, cellular component: kinesin complex; axon; microtubule. NCBI's taxonomy places the organism in Eukaryota, Metazoa, Chordata, Actinopteri, Atheriniformes, Melanotaeniidae. Gene Ontology annotation, biological process: cytoskeleton-dependent intracellular transport; microtubule-based movement; vesicle-mediated transport.